Molecule: messenger RNA, 1316 nt
Organism: Xyrauchen texanus (razorback sucker)
Lineage: Eukaryota; Metazoa; Chordata; Actinopteri; Cypriniformes; Catostomidae
Gene: nudt6
Product: nudix (nucleoside diphosphate linked moiety X)-type motif 6
Molecular function (GO): ADP-ribose diphosphatase activity; NADH pyrophosphatase activity; NAD binding
Source: RefSeq, a predicted model, not a curated record
AGUUGUAUAAUGUCAGCGGUGUUCCGCAGAGGUUUCUCCGUGUUCAGAAACCACAGCUUUACUUCUGUCGGUUCGGUUCGGUUCGGCUCCAGCUGUCAGGAACGGGUCCGCCGAUCUCUGCUGUCCGGGGACGUGGAUCGGUUCGGCGGGGUGACCGUGCGCGACUUUCCGCCAAACAUCAACGAAGAUGAGUUUAAAGAUCUACUGCGAGAGUCUCUCUCUCUGUGGCGCUCUGAAGGUCGGGUCGCAGUAUGGCUGCAUGUUCCGAUCUCUCUCAGCCGAUUGGCCGCAGCAGCUGCAUGUCACGGUUUCAGCUUCCAUCAUGCCAGGAGAGAUCAGUGUGUCCUCAGUCUGUGGGUCGGGCCGGGCGAAGACAGAUUGCCCACGUUUGCCACACAUCAAGUAGGAGUCGCUGGUGCAGUUGUGGAUGAAUCGAAGGGUAAAGUUCUGGUUGUUCAGGACAGAAAUAAGACUAAGAACGCUUGGAAGUUUCCAGGUGGUCUGUCAGAUCUUGGAGAAAACAUUGGCGCGACAGCUGUUCGGAGGUUUUCGAGAAACCGAGUCCGAUCAGAAUGAUCUCUCCUGAGUAUUCGUCAGCAGCACAAUCAUCCCGGAGCGUUCGGUAUGUCCGAUAUGUACCUGAUCUGCAGACUCCGUCCGCUUUCGUUCGACAUUAACUUCUGCACCCAGGAAUGUCUGCGCUGUGAAUGGCUGGAUUUAGCGGAACUCGUCAAGACCAGCGAGACGACGCCGAUCACAAGUCGUAUCGCAAAGAUUCUCCUGUACGGUUUGGAAAAGGGCUUUCACAACAUCGACCUCACAAUGGAGGAGCUGCCGGCGGUGUAUUCCGGCAUGUUCUAUCAGCUCUACCACAGGCGGCUGCCGGAGUCGUGAGAGACGUUGUAAAUGUAAUUGAACCCUAAACACUCUUAACACUAAAGGUUCCAGUGGAAACUAAAUAACGGUUUAAUAGUUGGAUAAGAGAAACAAGAUGCACGAGGGUGACCUCGCAAAAACAAGAACAUGCCAAGGUCAAAUUUCACCCCAUAUUUAAUGGAAAAAUCUAAGAAUUUGGAUUUUGCAUCGAAAUAUCGAAACAUCGAUUUUUCGAGAAAUUUCGUUGGUUCACAUUGUCCCAUUUUUUUGAAUGCUAAUUAAAUUAAUUAACAAAUUUUAGCCAAAUUAAAAUGAACAAAUUUUAUUUUGACUCAUUUGAACUAAUUAACUAAUAAAAAAUGUUAUUAUAUGUGGAAAUGGGAUUAAUCGUCAUGAAAAUAAUAUCACGCUUUCUUUAGGCAACAUAUACAGUAAAUUAU